CCGGAAGUCUCGGCCCCGCCGCCUCCGGUCCUCGCCAGGGGAAGUCCGGGGCCGCCGGGACCUCGGCCCGCUCCUCCGGACCCAGGAGGCCGCCGCACCGGCUGCCGCUCCAGAUGCUGCUGCUCCCGCCGCGGCCGCCCCACCCUCGGUCCUCCUCUCCGGAGGCCAUGGACCCACCGCCCCCCAAGGCUCCCCCUUUCCCCAAGGCAGAAGGCCCCUCCUCCACCCCUUCUUCCGCGGCGGGGUCCCGACCCCCGCGGCUGGGCCGCCACCUGCUCAUCGACGCGAACGGGGUCCCCUACACGUAUACGGUGCAGCUGGAGGAGGAGUCCCGGGGCCCGCCCCAACGCGAGGCGCCCCCAGGAGAGCCCGGCCCUCGCAAGGGCUACAGCUGCCCGGAGUGCGCCCGUGUCUUUGCCAGCCCUCUGCGGCUGCAGAGCCACCGCGUGUCGCACUCGGACCUCAAGCCCUUCACUUGCGGCGCCUGUGGCAAGGCCUUCAAGCGCUCCAGCCACCUGUCGCGGCACCGUGCCACGCACCGUGCCCGCGCCGGCCCGCCGCACACCUGCCCACUCUGUCCCCGCCGCUUCCAGGACGCCGCGGAGCUGGCUCAGCACGUUCGCCUCCACUAAACCCGAGGCGCUCGAAACCGGGUCUGCGCUGCCCCUCUCCGGGCCACCAAGUCUGUCCCACACAGCGUCAUUCCCACACACACUCCCUGGCUCUGCUAAGGUUACUGCCUUACCCUGAGCCUCAGUUUCCCCAUCUUUCCAAAGGGAGAAGCAUCAUUCCUUUCCCCUUACACUCCUCUUUCUAGCUGUGUGAUGUAGACCGACUCGUUGCCCCUCCCUGGGCCUGUGAAAUGGGUAGAGUGAAGGAAAGGCAGAGGAGAGAACACGGGCGUGGGCUCUGGUCGGGCUGUGCUGUGUGAGCCUUCGCAAGUGACAAAACCUCUGAGCCUUGGUUUCCUGCUCUGCGAAGUGUUGAACGGCAGUCGUCCUGGUGGAAGAGAUGACAAAAGAGCACGGGCACCGUCUGGUUCUUUUCUGUAUCUUCCCUCUUCCGCCAACUAACCCCACCCUCUGCUCAAUAA
Trichechus manatus latirostris (Florida manatee) is the source of this 1093-nucleotide messenger RNA. RefSeq names its product zinc finger protein 580. Lineage: Eukaryota; Metazoa; Chordata; Mammalia; Sirenia; Trichechidae. The coding region runs from base 114 to 632 and encodes 172 amino acids. Gene Ontology annotation, molecular function: DNA-binding transcription factor activity, RNA polymerase II-specific; RNA polymerase II cis-regulatory region sequence-specific DNA binding. The record is from RefSeq and is a predicted model, not a curated record. The transcript has 2 exons. Gene Ontology annotation, biological process: regulation of DNA-templated transcription.